Messenger RNA from Chara braunii, 4569 nucleotides. The record is from the annotation of a GenBank genome assembly. Lineage: Eukaryota; Viridiplantae; Streptophyta; Charophyceae; Charales; Characeae.
UUUCGUUUGGCUGUUAAUUUUUUUUUUUCCGUUGCGGAUGGUUUGUGUAUUCUCCUGAUGGGCGAAACGGGGGAAUGAAACGGUUGAUUUUUUCGCCUUUUGUUUUUUUGGAUUGGAUUCUGCCUGCCUUAAACGAUUUAUAACCAAUUUUUUUAUGUCGUAGUUUUGUUCAGUUCACGGCCCUGUUUUCCUUUCGUUCAGGGAAUGCAGGUUAGUAUUAAUGUACACGUUCGUUGAACUGCAAGACAACUCGUCCGCACUGUGAAGCAUUUUGUGCAGUAAUUGCGUUCCUUUGAGCAGUACUUGGGAAAAAUAAAGGCCCGACAUACGACAUAUGUCAUAAUCCAUUUUGAGACUUUAACUAAUAUCGGUUUGCGUUUCUAGUUUGUAUUGUAUCUUCUUCCAGAUGAGCGAACACUCGCAAUUCCAUAGAGAACGGUUGGCGAGUGUCUAUUCGUGACACACACACACACACACACAGAGAGAGAGAGAGAGAGAGAGAGAGAGAGAGAGAGAGAGAGAGAGAGAGAGAGAGAGAGAGAGUUUGUGUGUGUGUUGAAGGGGGGGGGGAAAGGGGUGUGCCUGGGGGGAUCAUGCUCUAUGCGUUGUCUGUUUGAAGUGGAGCGGGAAAUAGGGGCGGGGGGGAUUGUACAUAACGACAAAAACGAGGAGGGGGGGAAAUACACAACGAGGGAGAAGCAGAAAACAGGGUUCUGUCUGUCUGUGUGCGAUAAGUAAGAAGUCAAGGGUGGAGGAGGGAGGGUAGUAGGUGUGCAGUUAACUCGCGAGAGCUUCGGCGCUACUAGGGAAAGGUGGGAGCUGUGUGCAUACAAGGAGAAGGGGGCAGGAGGAGCAGGAGGAGCAGGAGGAGCAAGAGGAGCAAGAGGAGCAAGAGGAGCAAGAGGAGGAAGUGGAGGAAGUGGUCAACGGGCUAAGGAGGAGGAGGAGGAGGUCCAUUGUUGGAGACAAUUGCGCAGAGGACAACACAACGCUCUUGUUGCGAUUUCUGUGCGAUUGGCCCGCCCCGACGGCAAGCUCAAGGACGUCAACAAAAAAUAUGGCCAUCGCCAUUGAUUAUCGCAAUGCGUAUAGUUCGUUGAAGGGCCUCAAUAAUCACUCGAUGAGUCUCGAUAGUAUUAGCAUGGUUGGUGGUAGUGGUAGUGGUGGUGGUCCCACGGCGGCAAGGAAACGCUUCUUGUCAGUGAAGUCGAUCAUAACGCAUGGCAACAUCUUCUGGACGAGGAAACCGGAGGGCGAUGACGUCAUCAGGAGUCAUGCAUCUCUCUCCACCUCUCCCUCCAUGCCUGAACUUCAUCAUCCUGCUGCCUCUCCGUCUUCCAAUGGCGGAUCUUCCCCGCCUUAUUCUCCCGCAUCGUCUACGCCAUGCAUCAGGCACUCGGUUGACUCCGAGAUGAUGAAAGGGGAGGACCUUUACAUUGCCGCGCCGGAGUACAAAUUGAACGAACACCAUUCCUUCUCUCUCUUUGCGGUCUUCGAUGGACAUAAUGGCAUCGGGGCAGCCUUUCACGCACGGAACAAUCUUAUGGAGUAUGUGAAGGAGAGAGUCAAGGGGAUCGAGGACAGGGAGGAGUUGAUGAAAGCGCUGCCAGAGGCAUUAGCGCACGCGUUUGUGCGAACGAACGCGUCGCUUACUGAUGGCGAGAGGUCGGGUACAACGGCGACGGUGGUGCUGAUCAACGACUGGACUGUCACGGUAGCAGGGGUGGGAGAUUCGAGGGCGAUUCUGGACACGGCACCGGGGGGUGUGGUGGCGCUGACCAAAGAUCACAGGUUUGAAACCUCCGAGGAGGAAUGCAGGCGCGUGCAAAUGGAAGGGGGCACAUUGGGACGCCUGCGGACGUCGGACGGGAUCCAGGUGGGACCGAAGCGCUUCUGGCCUGGCGGUCUCUGCGUGUCCCGAUCUGUUGGAGAUCUCGACGUCGGCCCUUCCAUCAUCCCCCUGCCACAUGUCGUGCAGGUGGAGGUUCCGCCCUGCGGCGGACGACUGGUCAUGGGAUCGGAUGGGCUCUGGGAUGCCAUGAGCUCGGAGAAAGUUGCGCGCCGCGUUCGCCACAAGGAUAACGCCGACUGCGCGCGCAAACUCGUUAAGUCCGUGCUCAAAUCCAAAGGACUGCACGAUGACAUCACCGUGCUUGUCGUCGACAUCGUCCCCUCCCACUCGCCGGACGUGCUCGCGAGCCCUCACCUUAAGAAGUCUGCGUCGGGAUCCGGACUCUUCGCGCGAUUGCGGCGGAGCUUGUCCUCCAGCAGGUCGCUCGACGGCGACGCGCAUGGUGCGCUGAAUUCCCCCUGCUCCCCCGGCGUCGGAUCGCCGAAUUUCAUCGAAGAUCACGAUUCCUCCCUGCACGGCGGCUCCGCGUACCGAUCGUAUCUGCGGCAUAUCAGCCGGAGAGCGGGUAAGGAGGAGGAGGAGGGGGAGGGGGAGGGGGAGCGUGCGGAGGGGAAGAAGGAAGAAGAAACGGCCCCGAGGAGUGGUAGGAGAAGGGAGGAGGAAGAAGACAGGGUGAAGGCGAUGGCUGUCAAGGAUGAUCGAGAGAACGGGGACGUCGGUACACUACCUGAUGGAUGCUGCGCUGGCGCACCAUCUCGCGCCGUGAAGGAAGAGAGCGGCGUAGCGGCGGAGAUGGCGGCGGAGAUGCAAUUGCGACCAGAUGCAGGAGGAGCAGACGAUGACGUGUCGAGCCCUGAGCCGAGCGGGGUGUUCCAACAGGAUGAGGAGGCGGACUUGUCGGCAAGGGGCGACGGGGAAGCGCAGUCUUCGAGACGGCGCGAGGUGAUCGCGGAGAGUGAGCGGAGGAGGUUAUGGGGGGGAGAGCGCGAGGGGGAGGAGGAGGACGAGGAGGAGGAGGAUGUCGACGUGUCAGUGGGCGGAAAGCCUUGCAGCGAUGCAAAGUUGUCCCCUGAUGAUGGUGCUUGGUGUUGGCAGUGUGGCGCCCCCGUCUCGCCGCAUCCCGGCACAACUGAUGACGUCUCCAUCCGGGCUGGCCACGGUUACUGUACCUCUCAUCGACCCUCCUCCCCCUCCUCCCCCUCCUGUCCGCAAUCAGUGGCAACCUCCGACCCAUCACUCGAACUUCCGCCAGCUGUCAGCAGCAGCUGCUUAGAUCGCCGUGCCCAUGGGGACACGUUGGCAUUCCUUCUGACGAAAAACAGCCACGUCAGCUUCUCAUAUGAACGGGCUGAUGACAGCAUCUCGGAGAAGCAGAGGGUGUGAUGGAGUACUUCCAGUCGGCGCGUCUCCGUCUUGAGGGGUUGGAUCUCCGUCUCGAGGGGGUGGAAAACCUGCCGCUGAUGGGCAUGAUUGAUUUUUCCUCGACUCCAACAAAAUUAAUCGGCUUUUUUUUUUUUUCCGACUUGCUCGCCCUUCAAGGGAAGGGAGGGAGGGGGUUCUUCUGAAUACCACCAUAGGGUCACAUCGUGCGUUCAGAAGAAGCCGUUGAGUACGCUGAGUCGCCGUUGAGUACGCUGAGUCGUAUAACACUCUGCCUCUACACUGAGUCGUAUAUUUGAAAUAGAGGGGGGGGUACAUGAUGGGGGUUUGAUGGGGGGGUUUGUUUGGGUCGGCGAGGUUUUGUCUGGGUCUGCAAUUGCUACGAUUAUAAGAGAUUCAUUGAACCUGGCAAGGUGGGUUCCAAGAAGAAGGGAUGCGGAUCAAUUAAUAAUAAUAAUGUGACAUGACGGAAGUGAAAAAGAAGCAAGGUUUAUAAGGAUGAGAGGAGGAGGAGGAGGAGGAGGAGGCGUUGGUGAAGAUUGUUAAUACAGUAAUAUGCUAUUUUGGGAUAAUGGGCGAAUAAGGACACGCCUGAGAGGUGGGGAAGGGAGGGGAAUCCGACGAUAGAGAAGAAAAGAAACCUGAAAAAUAAGGGGGGGGGGGGGGACUGCCGAGGAGGUGGCUGGCUGGCAGCAGAGAAUCUGGCUCUUCAGAGAAGGAGGAUGUUUAUUGUCGCGUAGCAGUUGGAGCGCCGUUUGACAAUGGAACACUCCAGCUCUCAGAGAAGAGGUUUUAUGGUCGGUCAAUUUGUCUCCGUUUCGUUGACUUCCGUUUGGGACCCAGUCCGCUUCGUUCCGUUUCGCCGCGUCGGGUUUAAUAACUGCGGGAAAACAUUGGUGACCCACCUAUUCCUUUCCCUCCCUUCCCUUCCCCCCCCCACCCCGCCUCCCUUCCUCCCUCCCCCCCGCCCUCUUCCUUCCAAACCUUUUGUCCGACUUGGAGGGUAUUUAACCCCAAUUCCGAAUUUCAGGGGCAACCUUGGGUGCUGACUGAACACGGGGAUUUCUGAUCGCGUUUGGAACUAAGUCCACCUUAAGUGAACACGGUCUAACUACUACGCACUAGACCACCUCCUCACCUCCUACCCUUCACCUCCUCACCUCCUCACCUCCUCACCUCCUCACCUCCUCACCUGCUUACUGCCUCCUGCCUGCUGUUGUAUAUAAUUCAGUUAGCUUGACAAUGCCUCGUCUCUGGCGAAUGGCCUGUAAGUAAGGGGCUCGCUCCACUUCUCCCGGGAAUGUGAAAAAUGCGACUGAAUCCUCCGCUAGAACAUG